Messenger RNA from Durio zibethinus, 1056 nucleotides. The record is from RefSeq and is a predicted model, not a curated record. Lineage: Eukaryota; Viridiplantae; Streptophyta; Magnoliopsida; Malvales; Malvaceae.
AUGAUUGAUAAACUUUUCAAUCCUAUGCUCGUUGUGCUUACCUUGUGCAUUCAAACCGCACUGUUCUGUUCAUGCCAAAAUUCAAGCUUCAGUUGCAUCGAACGAGAAAGACAAACUCUUUUGAAGCUAAAGCAAAGUUUUCAAGAUCCGUUCUGUCGCCUAUCAUCUUGGAAAGGCAACAACUGUUGCAUAUGGAAAGGAGUAAGCUGCGAUGAAACCAAUGGCCAUAUUGUCAAGCUUAAUCUCAGAGCACCGUCACGGUUAAUUAGCGACGACAGUAUUUUCGGGUUAAAUAUAAUUACUAAGAACAGUUUCUUAGUUCCUCCUGAGGUAAAUUCUUGUUUGCCUGGGUUGAGAUAUUUGGAACACCUGGACUUGAGUGGAAAUGAUUUUCGAUAUAGAGCUAUUCCGCAAUUUUUCGGUUUGAUGAAACAACUGAGAUACCGUAAUAUCUCCAAUGCUCGAUUCAAUGGAACUGUUCCUAAUAAUCUCGGAAAUCUUACCAGUUUACGUGUUCUUGAUCUUAGUAGCGAAGAUCAAGGACCGUUGUGGGCCUUGAGGGCUGACGACGUGCAAUGGAUUUCUAACCUUACAUCUUUGCAGCAUCUCGGUAUGGCAGGUAUAUACCUUGGUGAGGCAAGAAGCUUGUUUCAGGUAUUAAACAUGCUUCCUUCUUUGUUAUCAUUACAUUUGUCUCAAUGUGGGCCUGAUAAUUCACAUUUGCCUUGGCAUCCUAUUAAUUUUACAUUUCAUAGCAUUCGGCAUCUAGAUCUUGGACAGAACAAUUUUGCCGGUCCAGUACCUUUUAUGCUUCAAAACAUGACUUCUCUGAGAAUCCUUGAUCUUUGUGGUAACCUUCUUAAUUCUUCAGUCCAGAACAGCUUUGGCAAUUUUAAGAACCUUGUGCAUCUCAAUCUUGCGGCUAAUGAUUUUAGUAGCAUUGAACAGGGGUUGUUAUCGAUCAUGGGAAAUAUGUGCAGCUUAAAAUCAUUAGAUUUGUCAUAUAACCAAUUCCAGGGUGAGAAAAUUGGAAAUCAUCGAAAUUUAUCUGGAUGA